Chlorella variabilis is the source of this 984-nucleotide messenger RNA. RefSeq lists its product as hypothetical. The coding region runs from base 1 to 984 and encodes 327 amino acids. Lineage: Eukaryota; Viridiplantae; Chlorophyta; Trebouxiophyceae; Chlorellales; Chlorellaceae. The transcript has 5 exons. The record is from RefSeq and is a predicted model, not a curated record.
AUGCUAAAACAGUUCCUCUCCUUCAAGCGAGAGAAGCAGGAGGAGCAGGAGGCGCUCUUCCUGCAGCCCGGCUGGGGCGCCCCCUCGCAGAACAGGCUCGCCCCCAGCGAGUAUGUGGAGUGGUCCGAGGCGAGUUUUGUUCAGACCUUCCUGCAGAUGGCAGAGCAGGCGCUGGCGGUGAGGAGCGCCACCAACGAGCACCUGCGCACCCAGCUGGCCACAGAGCGCAGCGAGAAGAGCGAGGUCCAGAAGACGUCCAGCGCUGCGCAGGAGGAGUCUGUGUUCCUGGCGGAGCACAUGCAGAGCCUGAUGGAUGAGCGGGCGGCGCUGAGGAAGGAGCUGGAGCGGGCGCAGCGCGCGCAGGAGUACCUCACCUCCGAGAACGAGCUGCUGCGGCAGGAGCUGCUGGAGGGUGCGGCGCUGGGCGAGGAGAGCGGCGCCAUGCUGCAGCUGCUGGCGCGGAGGGAGGAGGAGCUGCGGGGGGCGCAGGCGGAGCUGCUGGCGGCGCAGCAGCGCAACGUGCAGCUGGAGAACGACAAUGUGCAGCUGCAGGCGAGGGUGUCGGCGCUGGAGCGCGCCCACACCGCGCAGGCCACCGCCAUGCUGUCGUGCCUGGAGGAGAGCGAGCGCGUGCGCCUGCAGCAGCUGUCCAUCUCCAUCCCAGACUCGCCCCAGGUGGCGGCGCACCCACCCCGCCGCUGCGAGCUCGCCAGCGACGGCGGCAGCAGCACGGGGGCGGACGCCUGCGCCGCCUGCUCCAGCGCCUACACAGACGCCCUGGACCUGGGUUCAGACGGCAGCUACGUCUCCUGUAUCACGCCCUACGGCAGCAGCGCCACCGGCGGCGCCGCCGCGGACAGCAUCUUCCGCUCCGCCUCCAGCUCGCCCUCGCCGGGGGGCGGCGGCGCCACCAGCAAGCAGCAACCGUGCGGCGGCAGCCAGCCGCCGGGCAGCGGAGGGAUGAUAAAGGCGUGCAGGGGAUGA